AUGCAAGAAGAAAAGUUGCGUAAAGGGCCUUGGCUUGAGGAGGAAGAUGAAAUAUUGACAGCCACUGUGGCCCUUUUGGGGGAACGGCGGUGGGAUGCAUUAGCAAAAGCAUCAGGCCUAAGUAGGAGUGGAAAGAGUUGCAGGUUGCGAUGGAUGAACUAUCUUCGUCCCAAUCUAAAGCAUGGACAAAUAAGUGCAGAAGAGCAGCAAAUCAUUCUUCAACUUCAUGAACUAUGGGGCAACAAGUGGUCAAGGAUUGCACAAAGAUUGCCAGGGAGAACCGACAAUGAAAUAAAGAACUACUGGAAAAGCAAUUUGAGAAAGAAAGCACAAGUUCAUGAACAAGAAACUUUUGGAGGUCUCGGAAACAAAGCGAAGCAAAAUUUGCUGAUUCCAGAAUGCGAGAGAGUCACUCCAAGAACUCACAAUGGAGAUUUCACAUCUGGAAAGGAUUGUAUUUCAGGGACCGAUUAUUCUUCUGAUACACUUGAGCCAUUGGACUUUGCAUUCCUAAAUUCACCAUAUGAAGUCCGAUUAUCAGAUUGGAUUUCAUGUUGGUCUUCUGAGAAAAGUGAAAUUAUGCAACAUCAAUGGCACUGCUGCAGCUUAGACUUGUCAUGUUCCUGUUAUACAGCAUGGAUCUCUAAAGACAGUGACGAUGGUCUAUGGGACUCUUUAGAUUCUAUCUGGGACCUAGAUUACUCGAAGAUGAUGAUUGAUUAA
Molecule: messenger RNA, 723 nt
Organism: Ilex paraguariensis (yerba mate)
Lineage: Eukaryota; Viridiplantae; Streptophyta; Magnoliopsida; Aquifoliales; Aquifoliaceae
Source: the annotation of a GenBank genome assembly